AUGAAGGAAGACAAGGAGAACGCGCGGCCGAAGGAGAAGCGAGGGGUUCCCGUCACCCCGACCGGUGGGGUGGGAGCGGCGGCGGCGGACGCCAAGGCGGGAGGAGAACCGGACAGGCUGGAUCGGCCGAAGGACAAGAAAGAGAUCCUGAGCAAGGUAGUGAUUCGACGCCUGCCUCCCAGCUUGACCAAGGAACAGCUUGAAGAACAUCUCCAACCUUUGCCUGAACAUGACUAUUUUGAAUUCUUUGCUAAUGACUCCAGUUUGUACCCUCACAUGUUUUCCAGAGCAUACAUCAACUUUAAAAACCAAGAAGACAUUGUUCUGUUCAGGGAUCGCUUUGAUGGUUAUGUUUUUGUUGAUCACAAAGGUCUGGAAUAUCCUGCUGUAGUGGAAUUUGCACCGUUUCAAAAAGCUGCCAAAAAGAAGAAUAAGAAAAAGGAUGCCAAAGCUGGGACCAUUGAAGAUGAUCCAGAAUAUAAGAAGUUUUUGGAAAACUACAGUGCUGAUGAUGAAAAAUUAACAUCCACUCCUGAGACAUUGCUGGAGGAAAUAGAGGCAAGAAACAAAGAAUUAAUAGCAAAAAAAACAACUCCUCUGUUGAACUUCUUGAAGAAUAAACAGCGGCUUAGAGAAGAAAAACGAGAGGAGAGGAGGCGGAGAGAACUAGAGAGGAAAAGACAACGAGAAGAAGAAAGAAGAAAAUGGAAAGAGGAAGAAAGAAGGAAAAGGAAAGAAGCCGAAAAAACAAAGAAAGUGGAGCGAUGCCCAGAAAAAGAAAGGGACAAAUUAAAGGAUGAACCAAAGAUUAAGCUACUUAAGAAGCCAGAAAAAGAUGAAAGAGAGUUUGAAAAAAAAGAAAAGGCCAAGAAACCGGAGAAAGAGAGUCUGAGGGAGGAAAAGGCAGCAAGUGCGACCAGCAGUAUGCCAGCCAGGCGCUCCGAUGGGGAGGCUAAGGAGGAGAAGUACAAAAAAUUGGAAGAUGACUGUGGAAAAGACUAUAGAGAAAGAGAGAGAGAAUAUGACCGAGACAGAGAAUAUGAGAGAAUGCAAAGAGAAAGAGACAAACUCCGACGUCAAGAAGAAGAGAGAAGGAGGCAGAAAGAGCGCUUUGAGAAAGAGAAGGUUUUUAGAAGAAAGGAGGAAGAUGUGAAAAGGGAAAGAGACUCAUUGCGAGAGAAAGGGAAGAGAGCUGAAUUGGCAGAGUACGUGGGCAAUGCGGAGAAAUCCGAGAAAGUAACCAAAGAGGACAAAAAAGAAGAUAUGGCUAAGAGGGAUCGCAUUAGAAAUAAGGAUCGCCCGGCCAUGCAGCUCUACCAACCAGGAGCUCGGAAUCGAAGUCGUUUGUCAGGCUAUGACGAAAGCUCUGCAAAGUCGCCCGAUCAAGGAGUGGAUAAGAAGCAGGAGUGCGAGACCAGUAACACAAAAGAAGAGUGACAAGUGUUGUGCUUCCUCACUGACCUAGCAGCCAAAGAGCUUUAACUGUGUAGUCCAAAAGUGCCUUGUAGAAAAGAGGAGGAAAUAAAAGGGGGAACAGUACUUUUGGAUGUAUCUGGUUUCAGGUCCUCGUUGCAGAUUUGGGGACUCGGGCUUGGGCAUUCUCAGUACAUUUUCAGUUGUGGGAGGUGGUGGCAGCAAGACCACAAGGGGGAUAAAACUUCCAUCUCUGAGGAGCAGAAAGGCCUUGUCACCCUAAAAUAGGCCAAGUGGCUGCCCAGAAUGAGUACUGUCUUUCAGAUAAAAGCCACAAACCAGUAUUUGCACUUAACAUACAGCCAUGUUGGAGCCUCAUGUUUGUUCAAGUGUUAAAUGUCUUUUAUCACUGUGCUGUGUGGAGUGUGGUCUUCUGACCUGUUCCAUUCACUGGAGGUAGGGUGGGAAAGUCCAACAUAAUCUUGGUACUGAAAACAUCUUUUUGUCUGGUGUGCUGCUUGUAGCCGACUGCAAAAUGAAUUUUCAGAAGAAGGCGUGAAUGCUAAUAUUUUUCUUUGUUCUUUCACUUAAAAUUUGUAUUGCUUGAAGGGAAAUUAACUUCGACAUAGGAAAUGUGUUUUUUUUUUACACAUGUCUUUAAAGUCCAGAUAUAGAUGUACUGUAUAUUGAAGGUAGCUGCAUAGUCCUCAACAGUCCCUGCAUUCAACCUUCCCUUGUUUCCUGGUAUCUCAUAGGAAAAAUGACCCAUCUUAAUUGUGUAUUGUUUUUGCCGAAGCUGUAGAGCAUCUGGCAACCCAGGAAAGUUUUGCUAAGAGUUUUACCUCCUCUUUGUGGCAGUACUCUAUUUGAUACUUAAUAAAACUCUAUGAAGUAGCAUUUAAAAUCGCUUGUUACGUUUUUUUAUGGAGGGCACAAGGAGAAGGGGACAACAGAGGACAAGAUAGUUGGACAGUGUUAUCGAAGCCACCAACAUGAGUCUGACUAUACUGCGGGAGGCAGUGGAAGACAGGAGUGCCUGGCGUGCUCUGGUCCAUGGGGUCACGAAGAGUCGGACAUGACUAAACGACUAAACAACAAGAAGAAUUUUUUUAUGUAAUUAUUUGGCAUCUUUGUGUCCUUGAGGUUUAUCACGUCCAAGAUCAUAUGAGGGUGGACUUCAAUAAUCUUUCAAUAGAAAAUAUCAAAAAUAUAAAAAUGAAAAGAGAUCUUCCACCUGGCUGCUGCAGCCGGGUAUAGAGGGCUAUAUUCCCCCUUGAUCCUACCAUUUAUGAUCCUAUUAAUCAUCUGCCUAUCCAUCCAUCCAGCUGAUAGCAACUUUAAUUUUUAAAAGGCUGCAUGUCAGUUGUUUUUCAUUUAUGAAGAAUGGCUUCCUAUGAGGCAUCUCAAAGUGGUUUACAAUACAUAGGAAGAUACUAUCUGCAACUUGGACUUGAUUGCUUACUUGCCAAUUUUAAUUCAAUCUCGAACCUUUAUUGGCAUAUAGACGAAAUUCUGAAAGGUUCAGUACAAUCAUAUCACUCAGUAAAAUCUGCACCUAACAAUAAAAAUACUGUUGUAUAACAUUCAUGAAUCCUCAUUGCAUGUUGCAGGAACCUGCCUAUCUCCAUCUUAGCCCCACCCUGAGUAAACAUUAGGAAGGCUACCUUACACUCAUCUGACUGCCACUCCCUGCUAACAGCCAACUUGAUUAAUGAACUUGGAUCGAAUUGUCUAAACACAAGGGGCAAUGCAAAAGAACAUGCCCGACUGAUUCGGGCACAGUGUUUCUGUGAGUGGUAUUUGUUGAUUCAGGUUGGUUGGGUGGUGGAGAUAAGUUGCCAUUGGCUGUUCACAUUGCACACCUCCAGACUUGCACAGAUGCUAUUCCUGAUUUGUCUACCAAAUUCUUGAAAUUCCUUGUCUUAACAAUCUGCAUUU
Zootoca vivipara (common lizard) is the source of this 3351-nucleotide messenger RNA. RefSeq names its product UPF3B regulator of nonsense mediated mRNA decay (gene UPF3B). Gene Ontology annotation, molecular function: mRNA binding. Lineage: Eukaryota; Metazoa; Chordata; Lepidosauria; Squamata; Lacertidae. The record is from RefSeq and is a predicted model, not a curated record. Gene Ontology annotation, cellular component: cytoplasm; nucleolus. Gene Ontology annotation, biological process: positive regulation of translation; nuclear-transcribed mRNA catabolic process, nonsense-mediated decay.